Pichia kudriavzevii is the source of this 1245-nucleotide messenger RNA. RefSeq lists its product as uncharacterized. The coding region runs from base 1 to 1245 and encodes 414 amino acids. Gene Ontology annotation, cellular component: mannan polymerase complex. The record is from RefSeq and is a predicted model, not a curated record. Gene Ontology annotation, biological process: protein N-linked glycosylation. NCBI's taxonomy places the organism in Eukaryota, Fungi, Ascomycota, Pichiomycetes, Pichiales, Pichiaceae. Gene Ontology annotation, molecular function: alpha-1,6-mannosyltransferase activity. The transcript has a single exon.
AUGAAUACCCUCAAAUCGGUUCUUUUGACCGCCCUUGUUAUAUUCUCCAUUCUCAAUAUCCUUUCAGCUAAUAUUUUCAAUCCUUCAAUUCAUGACGCCAAGAUUAGAAAAGCAUUUAAGACUUCUGCAGAGAUUCGUGCAGGAGCAGCAAGCAAGAAUGAGGAUGAAUCGGUUGAUUUAGUAGUCAAAGAUCAUGCUGGAAUUGUUCAAGAGUAUUUGAAACCAAAAAAUAUAUACUCCUUUUCUACAAUUCUCGAUCGACUCUUGUUCAGCUUCCCUUAUAAUCCAUACGAUGAAGUAGAAAAGAAUAUUUUCCAAAUAUGGAAAACUUCUGAUAUGGAUGACGAGGAACACUUUCCGAAGGAUUGUAAGACUCUGGUUGAAAGAUGGAGUGACGCCAACCCCGAGUAUGACCACAGGCUUUUUUCUGUUUCUGAGGCAGAGGAUUUAGUUGCGGAUAUUCUAAGACCUCAAGUUCCAGAGGUUGUUGAAGCAUUACGUUACCUGCCUAACGAAAGAUUAAAGUUUGAAUUUCUUAAGUUUUUAAUCCUCUAUUUGAAUGGAGGUGUUUAUGCAGAUGUUGAUACCAUUGCUGUAAAACCCAUCAGAUUUUGGUAUAACUUGCCAUCGUUUAAGACUAAGGUCUGGCUAGGUAUUGAUUCUGAUCCAAACUCUGCUGAUUGGUCGGACAAUUAUUCUCGUCGUCUCACUUUUAAUAAUAAUAUUUUACGGGCCAAGUCAAAUCACCCAUUGCUUGCCAGGAUUAUAGCUAGGAUAACUUUCAUUAUUAAUACCAACAAGGAACUUAUCCAAACCACAGACUGGAAUAAGGAAUAUGAAAAUUGUGAUGCCUCUGGUGCACCAAUAGUCCAGUUCACAGGUACAUCUCUCCUUACUGAUACUGUAUUUGAAUAUUUAAACACCAUUGAUCAAUACCUUUUCUUUACUACUAUUAAAAAUGAAUUAUUUAUCAAAGAACGUGUUCAAUUACACAAGGAGGUUUUUGGACCAGACGUUGAUCCAGAACAAAGAUUUUCAUAUAAAACUUUCACUUUACUAGGCAAUCCUGUACAAGUGCAAGACAUUGCUAUUCUUCCUAAAAUCAGCUUCACAGGCUAUGAUACUGCACAAAUUGAUUUCUUUGAUGAUUCCAAUGAAAAGAAAGGUUAUGAUAAGUUUUAUUACGGUAGAUCUAAGUUUUUAACUGAAUGGUCUCCAAAAAAAUUACGUCUGGAUUCUAAUUAG